GGGCCCAGGCCUGUCCUACCUCUCUCUCCAGCCACAUGGCUCCCCUCCCCCUCCCCCCCCCCCAGCUCGGCCGGGCAGGGGGGGGUCUGCUCACUCUCAAGCGGGACUCCAAGAGGAAGUUCCCCUGGGAGAUCACAGCUUUUAACCCCUGUGUUCUCAGAGGCGUAUCCUGCCCUCAGUGGACAAACCAGGUGCCAAUAUUAAAUCUGAACACUGAUUGGCUUGCCCACACCAUCACAAAAAACUUCAUUUCCUUUCAAACCACGACACUGAGAAACAACUUGAAAGGCAAUAUGAAACAUUGACAAGAUGGCUGGAUUCAGAAAUGAUGGUGAUAGACAGCAGGAACGCUGGGAUAGGUCAGGCUAGAGCCAAGAAAUGCAGUGAACUGCCCUUUGUGGCUCCCCAGCUGAGGGAGAGAGGGUCCAAUACUUGACAUCUCACUAAGAACACAUUGCAAGAGGAUCCACUUCGAGCCAACAGGCAGCCUCUGGUUUAUGUGCCCACCGUCUUGACCAGAAUGGGAGUGUCAGAGGGGUUCUGGCUGCCACCUGGAGCUAUCUGGGAAGACUUGAAGGAGUUGGCAGACAUACAGUACCCACAGCCUCAGCACCUCGUGCUCUGCAUCCCUGGUGCCCUGUUAUUUAUCUUUGUCCAAAGCAUCUUUGAAAGAGCCCUGACUCUGCCCUUGGGCCGCAUUGGGGUGAGCGACACACAAAGGCCCAAAGUUCAGACCAAUGCCACCCUGGAAGGCUUCUACAUUCUGCUGGGCAGUACCCCAAAGAAGGAGGACCUGGUUGCACUAGCCAAGCAAAGUGACCUGCCUGUCAGAAAGGUGGAGACCUGGUUCAGGCACCAGUGGGCCCAGGACCACCCCAGACUGAUGAAGAAGUUCUGUGAGGCCAGUUGGAGACUUACAUUUUAUUCCACCUCAUUAUUCUCUGGACUGCCUCUUCUGUAUGAUAAGCCCUGGGUUUGGGACCACACCAUCUGCUGGUUGAAAUUUCCACAACAGCCUCUGCCACCCAUAUUGGGCUGGCUCUACCUCCUGGAGCUCUCCUUCUACUGCUCCCUGAUGGCCACCCUGCCCUUUGAUUUGAAGAGGAAGGACUUUAGGGAGCCAAUUGUCCACUGCGUUGCCACCUUCACUCUGAUCUUUGUCACCAACUGUGCCAGUAUGAUAUGGUUUGGGAUGAUAGUCAUGCUGGUCCAUGAUGUCUCUGAUUAUAUUUUAGAGGGAAAUUUUUUUUCUCUACAGCUUGCCAAGAUACUCCACUACCUGAAAUGGAAGUGGGUCUGUGAAGCAGUAUUCAAUGUUUUUGCUGUGGUUUUCAUCAUCUCCCAGCUUGUCAUUUUCCCAUUAAUUGUAUAUUAUUAUUUCAUUGCAAAAGUUUGGUUGUUCCCCAUAAGCUGUCUCAUAAAUGCUUUCCUGGUGAUCCUGAAGUUGUUACACAUUUUCUGGUCCUAUGUGAUCAUUCAGAUGAUCUUCAAUGUCAUCCUCUGUGGUGAGUGUGGUGAGGUAUGAAAAGUCUUUGUCUCCUUUGGGCCACCGCUACUCAUGAGAUAAUGUGAGGUUCGGGGUGACUCCUACUUGCCGGCAGAAAGGAAGGAGAGAAAUGAGAUUGCCCCACAAACAGCCCAACAGCUUCUUAAGGCUAUGUUGGGAGUUGUAUGGAUACCUUAUCUCACAAAGAUCAGAGCAGGAGCUCACUUCUAGCUUGCAGCUAUGUUCUAGUGACAUGAGAGGCAUCCACAGACCUUUCUCUUCACUGCCUAAUGGCUUCUCAGUAUGUAGUAUCAGAGAACUGCAACCUGUUGGUAUGUCCAAAGAGGAGUAAGGAAGGAACAACCUGGUAAGCCUGGUAGAUAGCACACUGUGUAUUUGCAUCUCUGAGUUUUGGGUGCCUUCCACAGGCUCUUGGUGCAUGCUAGAGUUUGUAUAGGGAUCUCUAGGAUGACUGUCAUCAGAGAGGGCAGCUCCCUAGCCUGCCUUGCUAACAGAGGGAGAUGACAUUGAGGGAGCAUCUAAGAAGAUUUGUGAAAGCUUUGAGGACCUGUGGUCAAAAAAACCCACCAUGUUGGUGCUAUGCCUUCAACUUUCUUGAGUUACCCCUUCAUCACAGCUAAAAAACAAGAAAAAGCCGUUUUUCUGAGGAAAUUAUGGAGGAUACCGUACUAGUUUGAAAACAAACUUGUGGGAGCUUCCAAGUCAGAACUACAGUUUAAUAGGAAAAUUAAAAUAAAGGUAGAUGUAAUAUAUGUUAUGAAAUAAUUCAUGCUUAUGUAAAAUAUACAUGAAAUAAGUUGUUAAUAAGUUGUGCCUGUGUGAGAAAAUCUUUAAAGUUUAAAACCACAGACACUCAGAGAAAAGGAUUGCCUCACAAAAUUGCAAAACCCCAGAUGGCAGCAAAGGGAGAAGACCUAAUUAGCAAGCGAAAAACAUAGCCCAAGUGGAGCAAUGAAUACUUGAUAAGUAUCUACAAUCAAGAUAGCCAGAGUCUCAGGAACUUGCAUCAAAAUGCCAAAUUCCUGUAACUCAACUUCAUCGCUUCCCAGAAACUGCUUUGUCCAGCCCUGCACAGAGGAAGGAGACUGCAUGAAUAUGCAAAGCAACAAAAAGAAUAGAAGAACCUCUGCCUGAGGCGGGAAAAACUGUACAAAACCAACCCUACAGAGACAGCAUGCUUGAACUGUGGGGAUCUGAUGGGAUAGAGGUCAGAUCAGGGUUCACACAGUGCUUAUCCUGGGCUUGACGCUGUCCCUUUGAUUAUGGCUAUUGGAGACCGUAUCUCGGUUGCAAAAUAAAAAAUCUAUAUUAUUAUUAUUAA
Serinus canaria (Common canary) is the source of this 2828-nucleotide messenger RNA. Its product is annotated as ceramide synthase 4-like. The record is from RefSeq and is a predicted model, not a curated record. NCBI's taxonomy places the organism in Eukaryota, Metazoa, Chordata, Aves, Passeriformes, Fringillidae. Gene Ontology annotation, cellular component: membrane. Gene Ontology annotation, molecular function: sphingosine N-acyltransferase activity. Gene Ontology annotation, biological process: ceramide biosynthetic process.